AUGGGGGGAGGCAACGGCCAGAAGUCUAGGAUGGCGAGAGAGAAGAACAUGGAGAAGCUGAAGGCCGCCAAGGGUAAGGCGCCCACGCACAUCCCCCUUCGCCCUCCGCUGCGAUGGUUUGCGAUUCUGCGCGGCAUCUGUGGAUCUCGUUCCAGUUCUGACCGAUGGAUCUGUUGACCAGGAAGCCAGCUGGAAUCGAACAAGAAAGCGAUGACCAUCCAGGUUCCUAUAUUUUCCGGAAUCCUGCUCUGUAUUUUCCCCUUUUUUCCUCCAUCCUUACCAUCGACGGAUCCGUUUUCUAAUGGGCGGUAGGUUUUUCUGGUCGAUCAAGUAUUGAUUCGGCGAUGAGUAUUGCGCUAUUUUCUCUCGAUUUGGUUGAUUGACCUUCUCUGCUUUGUUGACGACCCUUACAAGAUCUGUCUGCAUCUGUUAGACGGAGACUAACCGGAGAUUGUAGAGAACAUCUGCUAGGCGAGCCAAAAACUUGGGAAACGAUUGGGGAGCCUCGUCAGAGCCAAUUUCUUCCUCAUAUUGACCAGAGAUGUUUCUGUCUGAGUUUCUUCAAGACGCAUUCAGAAAGGCAUGCUGAUUCAGGCCUUUCCUCCUCCUCUCAGUUAGGGCUGAACACGAUCAAUUCCCUUGUCCUUCAAAGCUUUGAUGUCGUGAGACAGAGUAUUCUCUUACAACUGAUCGAAACUCUGAUGUUUCUGUCCUCACACUUAGUCAUUGAAACCGAUUCUGUGAACCCCGAUCUCACUUUUGAGGUGAUGUCAAUCUGUGGAAUCAUGUUAAGAGAAAGAUGAUGAAAGAAAAUGAAGAAAUGGGCUCCGAUUUGUCAGUUGAAGGCCUUCCUUCGGCUGACUUUCCGUAUCUUAUAAAGAAUUUAUCCUCUUAUUGAGACAGAAUUGGCCUUGUUAUUCCCGAGGAAUGAGCGGUUAGGGUGAUCAUGUGAUCAUUUCUUUCCCACGAACAGACUCCUCGUGAUUUUGUACGAUGGAAUACGAUCGAUUUUCCAAGUUUAGUAAGUGAUUUAGGGGCUCAAGCUCAGAGGCUCCUCCCAGAGACUUUAAUCUUGCUACCAUUUCAUCUACUGAAUCACUGCCAACGCUUCUUUCCUCUCUGAGCGUAGACCACCGGGUCGCUUGCCAGGUGGGUUAACUCCGGGCACGUUAGGGGCCGCCAGCUUCUGCGUGCGGACACGCGUCAGAAGGAGAUCCUCUCACGGCUUGUUUUCACCGUCGGACGAGUUAUUUUUAUAGUAUAAUGCAGCCGACGAUAUAUUUUUGAUCGUAUCAAGCUAAUCUAGUUGAACUCGUUCUCCGCAGUGCAAGGUGUGCAUGCAGACAUUCAUCUGCACAACUUCGGAGGCGAAGUGCAGGGAGCACGCUGAGGCGAGGCAUCCCAAGGUGGACCUCUCUCAGUGCUUCCCCCACCUGAAGAAGUAG
Spirodela intermedia is the source of this 1445-nucleotide messenger RNA. The record is from the annotation of a GenBank genome assembly. Lineage: Eukaryota; Viridiplantae; Streptophyta; Magnoliopsida; Alismatales; Araceae.